AUGUCGGUUCACUCAAAUACUGAGACUGUAGUUUAUGGACAAGUCCAUAAUCUACAAAGCAUCGCUGUGACAACCUUAGCUCCACGCAAAGAUGGAUACUGGGUGAUCUACAUCCACGGCGGUGCCUGGCGGGAUCCGGCGGUUACAUCAGCGUCCUUCGAUGCCACGGAAUCCAUACUUCGCAAGAAAGGCCUACCUAUUGCCGGCUUCGCCUCGAUCUCAUACCGUCUCAGCGCUCACCCAAAUCACCCACAAGAUCCAAGCACUACCGACCCGAAGGACUUCCAAGAUGCGAAACACCCUGAACAUAUCGCCGACGUGGAGGUAGCACUCGCAUUGCUCCAGAAUAAAUACGGGUUCGGUGCGCGUUACAUCCUGGUUGGCCACAGUUGCGGCGCAACGCUGGCCUUCCAAGCUGUGAUGGGCGCGGUCUCGGGUCAUCGUGAACAGACUACAUUGACAGCGCAGCCCACUGCCAUUGUCGGUGUGGCGGGGAUCUACGAUCUGCGACGGCUGCGGGAUACCCAUGUUGACAUCUCGGCUUACCAGGAAUUUAUUGAGGGGGCUUUUGGGGCGGAUGAGAUGCUCUGGGACGGGGUAUCGCCGGCCCAGGUGACUGGCACUCGUGGAGUAGAAGGCGGGUGGAAGUCUGGAAGAUUGGCUGUCCUGGCGUAUUCCAAGGACGAUGGGUUGGUAGACGGGUCUCAAGUAGAGGUCAUGAAGGAGGCUUUGGGCAACUGGGAGAAGACAGAGGCACAGAUAUCCACGCAAGAGGAUUCAACCCGUGAUAGACGGCUCCGUAUCUUGUCGAUCGGCGGUGUUCAUGAUGAGGCAUGGGAGAAUGGCGAGCAACUGGCUCGUGCGGUAACGUUUACAUUCGAACAAUUGCAGGAAAUGAAGCUGGCCCCGUAG
Penicillium hordei is the source of this 912-nucleotide messenger RNA. Its product is annotated as arylformamidase. The record is from RefSeq and is a predicted model, not a curated record. The transcript has 2 exons. NCBI's taxonomy places the organism in Eukaryota, Fungi, Ascomycota, Eurotiomycetes, Eurotiales, Aspergillaceae. Gene Ontology annotation, molecular function: arylformamidase activity. Bases 1 to 912 code for a protein of 303 amino acids.